AGGAAAAGAGAGAAGGGUAAGGUUAUUAAACCGACGAAGCCUGAACCCUUUAACAAAGAUCUACGCAAGAUGGACAAAUUCUUCUCAGAACUUAUAACCUAUUUCAAAUACUUCCCUCGUACCUUAAAGGAUAACGAAGACAGAGUUAUCUUCACAGGCAGCUGCCUUAUAGGAGACGCCAAAACAUAG
Molecule: messenger RNA, 189 nt
Organism: Trichoderma harzianum CBS 226.95
Lineage: Eukaryota; Fungi; Ascomycota; Sordariomycetes; Hypocreales; Hypocreaceae
Exons: 1
Source: RefSeq, a predicted model, not a curated record